AUGACAACCAGGGCCUUGGAGGAGUUGGAUGGAGGCCUGGGCAGUUGCCAAGUGGAGGAGGACCUCUCUGCACUGCCUGACCCCUGCCCAGGCCGGCCCCGGGAGGACAGGGCUCAAGCGACAUCCAGGCUGGCCGACUCCAGCAGCUGGCCCCGUGAUUCUCAGGAGCCGGCAGCUGAGGGCAGCCCUGCAGGCGGUGUGGAUGCUUGGCCCAAGAAAACAGAAAAGGAUCCUGUGGCCAAAGUGGCCUCCGGACCUGGUAAGGAGAGGCUGAAAGCAGGAGCAAGCCCCCAGAGCCCCGCGCGGAAGAAGGCGCAGGCCGCGCCGCCCUCGCAGCCGCCGCCCCCGCCCCCGGUCCUGAGCGAGGAGCUGCUCUGGGGACACUUGACGCUCAACAAGUGCCUAGUGCUCGCCUCGCUCGUGGCGCUGCUGGGCUCCGCCUUCCAGCUGUGCCGCGAGGCCGUGGCGGGGGAGGCGGAAGCCCCUGCGCCUGUCCCUGAGCCGUGGGUCCCGGCAAGCUCGGCCCUGAAGGAGCCAGCGUCACCCCUGCCAAAGUCCGUGGCCUGGGCCCCCCCACUGGGACCGCCAGAGCCCCCGGCGAAGGUAGAGGAAAGGGCCGCGGUUCCCAGGAGCAGCGGGGCUGCAGGGAAGGACAAAGGGGAGUCUGAGGAGGCCGCUGAGGAGGAGCGCGUGCCGCUUGCCAACCGAGGGCCCAAGGAGAGGCGGAAGAAGGAGGAGAAGCCGAGACAGGAGAGGCCCCGGAAGGAGAGGCCACAGAAGGAGGAGAGGCCGAGGAGGGAGAGACCCCGGAAAGAGGAGAAGCCGCGGGCUGCCGGCCCCCGACGCUGGGAGGCGCGCGAAGGGGGCCAUCGGGCAUGGGCGGGAGAGUCCGGAGACCCCGAGCAUAGGAAGAGGCAGGCCUGGGCCUCCCCGCGGCGCCCCGACGAGGAGGACCGGCCUCCCGGCCGCCAGAAGCACCACGCGGGCAAGGGGCAGGACUGA
Messenger RNA from Eubalaena glacialis (North Atlantic right whale), 1002 nucleotides. It is a transcript of the gene JSRP1, whose product is annotated as junctional sarcoplasmic reticulum protein 1. The coding region runs from base 1 to 1002 and encodes 333 amino acids. The record is from RefSeq and is a predicted model, not a curated record. The transcript has 6 exons. NCBI's taxonomy places the organism in Eukaryota, Metazoa, Chordata, Mammalia, Artiodactyla, Balaenidae. Gene Ontology annotation, cellular component: sarcoplasmic reticulum. Gene Ontology annotation, biological process: regulation of ryanodine-sensitive calcium-release channel activity; skeletal muscle contraction.